AUGUUUGAGGCCAAAGGAGUCCUCUUUGUGCUCUUGGACCUGGUCUGCCUGCUCCUGGGAGGUCUGCCGUUAGCGGUGUAUAAUCUGGGUAAAGUGCGUCCGUAUCAAAGAGGCUUUUUCUGUAACGAUGACAGCAUCAAGUACCCGUUCCACGACAGCACGGUCACCUCCACCGUGCUGUACUCUGUGGGCCUCACUCUGCCCAUCGUCUCCGUGUUAGGAGCCGUAAUGAUUCCUCUGGUGGUGGUUUCUAUGGUUAUCGGCGAGUCUCUUUUAGUGUAUUUUAAGAGGGUCCAGUCCAAGUCCAAUUUUGGCAGUUACGUGGCGUGCGUUUACAAAGCCGUGGGGACGUUCCUGUUCGGCGCCGCCAUGAGCCAAUCCCUCACGGACAUCGCCAAGUACACGAUCGGUCGCCUCAGGCCGCACUUCCUGGACGUGUGCAGACCGGACUGGACUCGGCUCAACUGCUCCACGGGGGCCUACGUUGAGGACUACAUCUGCACCGGGGACCCCCACAGAGUCCAGGAGGGCAGGUUGUCGUUUUACUCCGGACACUCCUCUUUCUCCAUGUACUGCAUGUUGUUCCUCGCUCUGUAUCUACAGGCGCGUCUGCAGUACGAGUGGGCGCGUCUGCUCAGACCCACGCUGCAGUUCUUUCUGGUCGCGGCCUCGGUCUACACGGGUCUCUCCAGAGUCUCUGAUUACAAACACCACUGGAGCGACGUGCUGACGGGCCUCCUGCAGGGGGCGCUCAUGGCCAUCCUACUGGUUUUCUUUGUCUCCGACUUCUUCAAAAAACCGGGUCCAGAGAAUAUCAUGAAACACGAAGACAUCCCACACACGACUCUUCAGGAAACAGCGGCCAACGGGAACACCUUGGAAAGUCCCAACUAG
Molecule: messenger RNA, 894 nt
Organism: Knipowitschia caucasica
Lineage: Eukaryota; Metazoa; Chordata; Actinopteri; Gobiiformes; Gobiidae
Source: the annotation of a GenBank genome assembly